AAAACAUCUGCUUGUGCCGUCAUUGCUUGGAUCAACUCGGCCCGUGUCCCCAUAAAAUCAUUUGUUUCCCCCUUGGGUUUCCUCAAUCGUUCUUUGGGCCGAAGUUGAUGUUACGUUAGAUAUUGAGAGGGUUGUCUCAGGCGGAACAGGCCACCGAUCUUAGCGCUGCUCGUAUUGAUCGUUCACAGGGCAAUCAGGCAGGUGACAAGUGAUAUUGAAUACAGUAGUCUAGUAAAAAGCAAAUUACAACGUGAUUAUCUCGUGUUUGGGCGCGUCCCUGUCAGGGAUAGGACUCUCCCUUGAUGAAAUUCCUGAAUAAAAUCAUGACCGGCCAGCACAUGUGUUUCUGUCGAAAGAUGCUUCUCAAACUGCUUAGUUUUCCGACCUCUUGCGACGAGUUUCGAAGCUUCUCUUGUGCUUAACAUGCGUUGGUGUUCACGCAUCGCGGGUGUACUGCUGGGCUACAUCGCGGCCACCGCUUUUGCUGCCCCGAGUAGAAUUCUUGACGCGCGGCAGUCUGCCGACAUUCUUCCAAGCUAUGAUUAUGUCGUUGUCGGAUCAGGGCCGGGCGGAGGCCCGCUCGCGGCCCGACUCGCCAUCGCCGGCAAGAAGGUUCUGCUGAUCGAGCCCGGUGACGACCAGGGCACCUCGAUCCCUUACCAAGUACCAGCUCUCAGCUUGCAAUCGACAGAGUACGGCCCCAUGAAGUGGGACUACUUCGUCCAGCACCUGAGCGAUCCCGAGGAGCAGAAGAAGGACUCAAAGAUGACAUACCGCCUGCCAUCCGGCGAGCUGUAUGUUGGCCUCAACCCACCAACUGGCGCUGAGCCGCUUGGCAUUUUGUACCCUCGAGCGGGAACUCUCGGAGGCUGUGGAAGCCACAACGCGCUCAUCACGGUCUACCCCCACAGGUCGGACUGGGAUGGUAUCGCGACCCUGACCGGCGACAGCUCAUGGAGCGCCUCUAACAUGCGGAAGUACUUCCAGCGCCUCGAGAAUGCCAAAUAUCUUCCCAACAGUAUCAUCGGGCACGGGUUUAGCGGAUGGCUCACGACGAGCGUGACGGAUCUGGGACUCGUGUUACCGGAUAUCAAGCUUGUCACCGUCAUUGUGUCGGCCGCCUCAGCCAUGGGCAAGAAUAUCCUCGGCCAGAUCAUCUCCACGAUCAAAGGCCUCGGCGAUGUCUUUCUCCGCGACCUCAACGCUGACCUACCCGGCCGGGAUGCCGCUGAGGGCCUCUACCAGGUUCCCAUCACAGUCGACAGUGGCAUCCGCGUGGGCCCCCGGGACUUCGUCCUCGCGACCGCCAACGCCAAGAACGCGGAUGGCUCGAGGAAAUACCACCUCGAUCUGAAGCUCAACACGCUCGUGACCAAGGUCCGCUUCGACCAGAGCGGCCCGAAGCCCCGUGCCGUCGGCGUAGACUUCAUCACAGGCCAGAGCCUCUACCGUGCGGAUCCCCGAUCCGGCAACUCAGGGGAAGGGGCCGCCGGAUCCGUCAACGCCACAGCAGAAGUCAUCCUGUCGGCCGGUUCUUUCAACACCCCCCAGCUGCUCAAGCUUAGCGGUGUAGGCCCUAAGGAGGAGCUUUCCUCCUUUGACAUACCUGUCAUAGUCGAUCUGCCUGGCGUCGGUACCAACCUUCAAGACCGGUAUGAGACGAGUGUCAUUAGUGAGACACCGACAGACUUCCAGAUCACCCAAGGCUGUACCUUCGAUCGUCCCGGUUCGAAUGACCCUUGCCUGAAGAGAUGGCAGGAUGGCGCUGCCAGUGGGAACCGCGGAGUUUACGGCUCCAACGGCAUCAGUCUCGGCAUCGUCAAGAAGUCGUCAACUGGUGAGGGCGACCCGGACCUUUUUAUCGCCGGAGCACCCCUCGGCUUCUCAGGAUACUUCCCUGGAUACUCCGCCGCCAGCACGGCCGAUGCCCGCCACUGGACCUGGCUCGUCCUAAAAGCCCACUCCCGCAACAGCGCCGGGACCGUCAGACUACGCUCGGCUGAUCCCCGGGAUGUGCCGCAGAUUGACUUUAACUCGUUCCAGGACGCGGAUGCCGGGGCUAAAGACAUCCAGGCGGUGGUGGAUGGAAUGAAACUCGCGCGUAAGAUGAUGGACAGCGUCAUCCCCCUGAGCGGAGACUUCACAGAAGUGUGGCCGGGCAAGAACGUGACGGACGAGCUGCUACCCGAGUGGGUCAAGUACGAGGCUUGGGGACACCAUGCGAGCUGCACGUGCCCGAUUGGCAAGGACGGCGACGCCAUGGCUGUGCUGGACUCGAAGUUCCGGGUGCGAGGAACGGAGGGUCUGCGCGUGGUGGACGCGAGCGUCUUCCCCAAGAUCCCCGGGUACUUCAUUGCCGUGCCUGUAUACAUGGUGAGCGAGAAAGCAGCCGAUGUGAUUCUGGGGGUGUAACUGUUUUGCAUCUUGUACUUGGCAGUCUGUAUCAAUGAACAUCGAGCCUUAUGAUGAAAUGUAUUGACCCAUCAGCCCUAAUUCCGCCUCUUGAGUACCUCUAACAGAGGAACGUAAGUCCAUUUGUGAAGAGGAGGGCGAUAGAAAUAUUUGUCUUACCCGCCCCUUGUAACCACAUUCUCAUUACCCUGACAAGAUAAGGAACAUUCAGGAAAAGUGCAGGUCUGGAUGAGCGAAGCACAAAAGACCAAGACCGGAUACAUCGUAGUCACAC
This is a messenger RNA of Colletotrichum navitas, 2686 nucleotides long. RefSeq names its product GMC oxidoreductase. Bases 424 to 2412 code for a protein of 662 amino acids. The record is from RefSeq and is a predicted model, not a curated record. Gene Ontology annotation, molecular function: flavin adenine dinucleotide binding; oxidoreductase activity, acting on CH-OH group of donors. The transcript is spliced from 3 exons. NCBI's taxonomy places the organism in Eukaryota, Fungi, Ascomycota, Sordariomycetes, Glomerellales, Glomerellaceae.